UUUAUUCGUUUCUCCGAGUUCGUCGAGAGAGGUUUGCUCUGAUCGGUAGCGCUAUAUUUAAAACCCUAGUGCGCAGUGCGCUCAUAUCCAAAAAGGUUAAUAAACAUCGUUGUAACAACGACUGCAAGUUGUAAAGACAAACAUAAUACAAAAGUGCUGCAGCUAACUCAUACAAAAACUACAACGAGAGGCGGAAACGUUUCGUUUUGUGAGGGGACUUGCAGUGUAGUGUGUUCAAAUCACCAUUCAAACACAGUGACCAAGUGCUAUUGGAUCAAGGCAUUUGUUUAUAAUUAUUUUAUAAACAAUUGCAGCGUGAAAUUUCACUUUUGAAGGCAACAAGACGUAAAAUAAGCUGCAGCACAACGCACACAACGGACACUCGCUCUGAACACAUACACACACGCUCUCGUGUGGAGACCGUGAUUUGUAUUCGUGUGGAGACUGCCUCUCUCUCUUUUGGGGCUGUCCGAACACAAAGUUUUGGCGCCAAAAGUUUGACAGUUCGCUUUGGCGUGUAAUUCGCAAACAAGUGGCAAGAAAAGUGCGUCUCAAAACAGAGUAGAAAACACUAGGGGAUCGCAAAAUAUAUAUUGACUAGUAAAUCAACAUGGUCAGCGCCCGUGUCCUGAAUCCUGUGAUGAUCAGUGAGUUCUGCAAGAUGAGCACCAGUCCGGCGGUGAGUCGCAAUCUGGCCUGCGGUCGUCAGUUGAAUCGCAUAAAGCGUGACCUCUUCGGUAGCUCCAAAUCCGCUGAGGGUACAGCCAACAAAACACCCUUUAAUUCCGAACUGGAGCGCCAUCAGGAACGGGCCACGCAAAAAUGGGGCUUUGACUUCCGCGCCGGUUGCCCUUUAGCCGAAAAAUCACCCUACAUUUGGGAGCGCGUCAGCUUCCAGGAGUCGAGCUUCGCCCCAGAGAUGUACACCCUAACCCGGGCCGCCCACGUACGUCCUUCCGCGGAUGCAAGUCCUAGCGACAUGGACAUUUUGGUCAACGAGCGCUCAGAACGGGAGAACUUUGGCUCCAAUCUGGUCAAUUCCUCGCUAGAGUCAAACACGGAUAAUGAAUCCUGCUACGACUCCCAGGACGAGUCGCUGACCAUGCGGUUUAGCUCCUCCAGCACGACAAACACAUCCUCCAUAGUCCUGCGCAAGAGACAACCAAAAAUCACAGAGUUCAUGAAGGAGCGUAAGCGUCUGGCCCAGGCACCCAAGAAACUAUCGCCCGCAAAGCGACUGCGCACCAGUUCUCCCAGUUCGUCCGCCACUUCCAGCUCCAGCGGUGGAUUUGGGUUGGGGGCACACUUUGGGGCGAUGGUGAAGCGGCCGCGCCACAACUAAUGCUCCAGAUUCGCUGGCCAACCCACCGAAUUGUAAUUUGUAAUUUUAUUUUUUACAAGCCACUGCGAUUGUGUAGUAUUUCCUAAUUUUUU
Messenger RNA from Drosophila sechellia, 1434 nucleotides. RefSeq names its product cyclin-dependent kinase inhibitor dacapo (gene dap). Gene Ontology annotation, molecular function: cyclin-dependent protein serine/threonine kinase inhibitor activity. The transcript has 3 exons. Bases 611 to 1342 code for a protein of 243 amino acids. Gene Ontology annotation, cellular component: nucleus. The record is from RefSeq and is a predicted model, not a curated record. NCBI's taxonomy places the organism in Eukaryota, Metazoa, Arthropoda, Insecta, Diptera, Drosophilidae. Gene Ontology annotation, biological process: regulation of cell cycle.